Molecule: messenger RNA, 3918 nt
Organism: Pangasianodon hypophthalmus (striped catfish)
Lineage: Eukaryota; Metazoa; Chordata; Actinopteri; Siluriformes; Pangasiidae
Gene: tnfrsf21
Product: tumor necrosis factor receptor superfamily, member 21
Exons: 6
Coding region: 417-2225 (602 amino acids)
Biological process (GO): neuron apoptotic process; humoral immune response; oligodendrocyte apoptotic process
Molecular function (GO): protein binding
Source: RefSeq, a predicted model, not a curated record
UUUGCUGAGAGCUCGUGCUGAGUCUCGGUGGUGACGUGUGUCUCCAGCGCCCACCCGCUUUGCGACACAACACAGCACAACAACACGGAGCCGGGGCGAAGCGAGCCGAGGAGGCACCAGUCGCCAGAUCCAGCAUCGCUAUGGGAAUUACAGCACUACCGCAAAGCGAGAGGCUUUUCACGUAUAACCCAGAGCGCGUGCUUGUCCCCGAGCCUGAGUGUGUGAAGCGGAGCGGAGUUACAGGCACCUGCCGGAAAGCGCGCAGUCAGGAGCGAGUGCAGCGCGCGCGGCUCGGCUCCACAGCGAGGUGUUCCACCUUCAGCAGCACAAGCCAGCUCUCUGUGCACCUGCCCACGGUUUAAUGACGACUGCUCCAUUCAGCCAAGCUCCAAACAACAACAACAACAACAACAACAAUGUCCAUCACCUGGACGCUAACACUUUUCUAUACUCUGCUUGGUGAUGUCUUGGUCCAGGCUUUAACCUCCAGCCCAGACACAGAGGGGUCUCUAUCCCCCCGUCACUACAGCCACAUCGACCCUGACACAGGCACCCAGCUUGUGUGUGACAAAUGUCCAGCAGGCACGUACGUUUCAUCCCACUGUACCAAUAGCAGUGUGCGAGAGUGCACCGAGUGCCCAGCGGGCACAUUCACACGGGGUGAGAACGGUGUUCAGCAGUGCCACCGCUGCCAAAGUCACUGCCAAGCUCCUUUUGUUGAAAAGUCUCCUUGCACAGCUACUACAGACCGCGUGUGUGUGUGCCCGCCUGGCACCUACGCCAAGGCCGGAGAGUGCCUCCACCACCCAAUGUGCCUGCCUGGUUGGGGUGUGCGGAAACAGGGGAGCAAGAUAGAAGACGUGCGCUGCCGCAGAUGUCCGCGUGGCACCUUCUCCGACGUGCCAUCGCGUGUGAGGUGCCAAACGCACACGGACUGCCAGGCGCUAGGAAUGCUGCUGCUGCUCAAGGGCACUGACAAGACGGACAGUGUGUGUGGAACCUCAUCGCUAGGCCCUGUCUCAUCAUCCUCACACAGCAGUGACCCUGCACUCAGAGUCCAGCCAUCAGCAGCAACUGUGGAAUUAACAAAUCCACAAACUACCCUUGCCAUGUCAGACAUCCUGACCCCCACAAGCCCCUCGGAUGAAGCAGGGGUUCUGAAUUCUCCAACACCGAAUCCCUUGCCAUCGUGGAAUCUCCUGCCGGCUAAUCAGCAAGCUCUGUCGGAAAGGAAGAGCCAGGGUUUGUCCUACAGGCCCAUCAGGAGAGGCUCGCCUCGGCCAAGCAUGCACAAGCACUUCGACAUCAACGAGCACCUGCCCUGGAUGAUCGUGCUGCUCCUGUUGCUGUUUCUCGUGGUGAUUGUGGUGUGCAGUGUUAAGCGCAGCUCGCGGGUGCUAAAGAAAGGGCCCAGGCAGGACCCCAGCAGCAUCGUGGAGAAAGCCAUUCACAAGAAGCCCAGCUCUCCUGCUGGGCACAACAAGGAGAAGUGGAUCUACUACUCCAACGGCCAGGGUGUUGAUAUUCUAAAAUUGGUGGCAGCCCAGAUUGGCAGCCAGUGGAUCGACAUGUACCAAUCCCUGGCUAAUGCUAACGAGCGGGAAGUGGCUGCCUUCUCCAAAGGCUACUCUGCUGACCACGAGCGGGCAUACGCCGCCUUGCAGCACUGGACCAUCUGUGAUAGAGAUGCCAACCUGGCCAAGUUGAUAAAUGCCCUCCAUCAUCACCGGCGCAUUGACGUGGUCGAGAAGAUCCGUGGUGUCAUGGAAGACAAUCCUCAGUUUGAUCUGAACCAGUUGAUGAUAGCUGUGAAUGCAAGCCAAGGCGCCAGCCCCAGCCAUAAACCUCUGGAUGCGGUGGGAUUGGUAGUGGAGCACUCACCACCUGACCGCACCAAAGGCUUCUUCACCGAUGAGUCUGAGCCACUGCUGCGCUGUGACUCCACCUCGAGCAAAGACUCAGCCCUGAGCCGCACAGGCUCUUUUAUUACCAAAGAGAAGAAGGACACGGUUUUGCGGCAGGUGCGCCUCGACCCGUGCGAUCUGCAGCCCAUUUUCGACGACAUGCUGCACAUCCUUAACCCAGAGGAGCUGCACGUGAUUGAGGAGAUACCUAUGGCCGAGGACAAGCUGGACCGUCUGUUUGAGAUCGCUGGAGUCAAGAGCCAAGAGGCCAGCCAAACGCUGCUUGACUCCGUGUAUAGCCACUUGCCUGAUCUCCUAUAGACGUGUUUCAUUCAUUGCUACUUACAGACAUUUGCAUAGAGUGAACAAGACAGAGAGCAAGAGAAGGGCAGACAAACAACCAUACACAAUCCACCAUGCCCUUCUGGAAAAGCCACACAAGGGUCUUUAAGCAUAUUAAAAGCCAUUGCUAGCCAAAUGUAGCUUAUAUGCAUUGUCCUCUUUACACUUUGGAGCUUCUCGUUUGUUUGUUUGAUUAUAGUCAUACAUUCAUAAUGCUGUAACAUACCAGCAUAUUCACUGCUGAACAAUGUCUAAAACUAAUGCACAUUAAUGUAAUUGACACUUUAGUUAGAUGAUUUGCAAGCUCAAUCCUAGAUCCUACAGCAUUCUGCCAAAAUGUGUUAAACAAAAAAAAAUUCCUAACCAGCAAAGCCUUUUUCUGUUUUUGCUCUGCAUUUAUUAUGAAUACUGCUAUUCAAGGAUUUCCAAUGUGAAUUUAUGGGCAUUGAACAACAACACUACUGGCUGCCACGUCACAAUCAUGACUAAAGAUAUGCAUUUAGUACUCUACUUGAAUUGGUCUAUCAACAUGUGGAUGCGCUUCUCCAAGAAAUGAACAGCGAUCAUGCAAACAUUAUUUAAGGCCCAGCUGGGAAGAGAAGAAGCAACACUUACUUGGCUAACUGAUUUUUGGAAAUCGCCAGGGUCAAGAGCCAGGAGGCCACUUAGGCCCUACUUGAUUCUGUGUACAGCCACCGUCUAUAGACCUGUUUAAUGGCUACUUGCCGACGCUCACUUAGAAUGGACAAAUAAGGGCAAAUAAAUAAACAUACACUUACACAGUCCCUGAAAAACUGCCAUGUUGUCUAAUGUCCUGUACACGCAAGCUUGAAAGGUCACACAGGGGUUUCUACACAGUAAAAGCUACUGCUAAUCCACCGUAGCAUUUGUGAACUGUUUGCCUUGACACCUUGUCUUUACGCUGUACCAUCUGUUAAACUUCAGCAUAUUCUCACACACUUGUCCUCACAAUGACUUUGACUAAAAGCGUUUAUUGGUAUUGAUGUAACAGUUAAACCUAAUUCCUGAUCCUACAGCAUUCUGCCAAAAUGUGUUCGUUUUGACUGCAUUUAUUGAGCACUGGUGUUGCAGCUUUGUGUAAUAAUGUCUAAGUUGAUUUUAAAGGGCAUUUCAAAGCAACACUACUGGCUGCAACGUCAUUCAUGAAUGAAGCUAUGGAUUUGAAUAUUCUGCUUGAAUUGGUCUGUUGAUAUGUAGAUGUGCUUCUCCAAGAAAUAAACAACAAACACGUGAUACUUCAGUUGAGCCCCAGAUCCUAAUGGCAGAAGCAACACUGGGACUUGACAGAGGUUUGUGCAAGGAUGAAAAAUACACCUACAGAAAGUAAUUUUGUUCAUGUCGUUCAUAUUUCAGAUGAUGAUAUGUGGUAUGCAGAAUCUAUCUUGUGAGCUAGAUGUAGCUAAGUAGUGAGCUGUUCAGAUUCUACUGUCAGUCCUCAAAUGUUGGCAUUCAUACCUCCUCCCUUUUGACAACAAGGUGCACAGGGUUACUUGACCUUUGUUUGACUGUCAAGGCAAAAAGUAUGAAGCUGAAGUAUGAACAUUAUAUUCCAGUCACAGAUUUAAGACUUAAAACAUGUAACCAAUAUAUUUACUAUUAUGUAAGACAAGAGAUUGAUGACUGACCAAUUAAAAUGAAAACAUUUGUUACA